CAUUUUGUCGAGUUUCCUUCAUCUUGUGUAGCAGAGUUUCGUGUUUCCGCGUCUUUUAGUGAAAAAAAUAUCUGAAUCAAAGAGCGUUUACUUGAAGAAAAAGAGAAAACCUUUGAAAACGUCUCAGGAGGUGAAACUGAGCCCGUAAGAAAAGUGUGAAACUUCAAACGGUGCUAGCGGAGAAGGAAUCGUACAAAAAGCUUUGAAGCCGUUGGUCCCGCGCGUUCAAAAUGAAUACGAAGAAGUUAACUAGUGAAGCAUUGGCAGGUUCCAGCAAGGGAAGCUCUCGUAAGGAUAUUAAAGCGACUAAUACCCAAAAAAACAAGUCUAACAUGAAAGGAGUGAUUGAGAAAAACACACCCGUAACAAAACGAUCGUGCCUAAGGAAGAGACCGGAGGAACGAAAGCGUUUGGCGACCCUCAGCAAGGCGAAAUCAGGCUCUUUGUCUGAGAAACAAACGAAAGAACGUGCUGUAGUGAAGACUAGUACGCUCAAGAAGACCGGUGUGUCUGGAAGAGGAUGCGCCAGGGCCAAUAUAAGGCAAAAAGUUAAGCCAGAACUAACUGGAUCUAAAGGACUCAAUAAAUCUGAGCCAAGAAGACCCAUAUUAACUCGCAGCAAAGCCAAGCUAAACCUUUUUGCUAAGGAUAAGCCUGAAUCCACCCCACUCCAAGGGCCAAGCAAGAGACGAACUCUUGAAAAGACUUCUUCCGCAAGCAGCAUUGAAGUUAUUAACAAAGAAGUGUCAGACGAGUCUCAAUCGAACGUCACCACUAAGCUAGAGUUCCAAAUAAAGUCUGAAGAAAUGGUAUCAGAUAUCAAGGCAAAACUACAUGAGGAAAUGGAUCAAGUGAAUCUGCCAGCAACUAGCUCCAGUAUGAAGAUAAAAGACUUUAUUGAUGAAGAAAGUGGUUGGCAAAUGUUUAAGAAACAUCAGAUAGAGGUUAGAAAAAUCACAGAAAUAAAGCGCAGGGCAUCGUUGAACGAUUUGCCCGAAGAAGUGAAGACGCCAGAGAGCAAGAUGAACCUAAACACCAUCGCUCGGCAAAUAAUGGCUGAGCCAGGAGGACUGGACAACAUUGAAGAGGAAGGUGAAGAUCUUGCGAGCAACGAUUUCUUUUAUGAUGAAGACACUGUUGAUUUAAGCGAUCUUUACGGCAAAACAUCUAGAUUCGUUAUGAAAGAUCAUACCAGCGGCUCCAGUGGCUAUUCCCCUGUGCAAACUUCAUAUUCGUUAAUAUCAAGCUUUACUGAGUACGGAUCCUCAGUUGGAACGCCAACAGCUGAAGUUGAAGAAACCUCUCCAGGGGCUUCUCAAGAUGCCACAUAUGUUCCGUUUCCUUUGACUUAUACACAGUUUUGUCGUGAACUCAUCAUGAAGAAGAAACACGAAAUGAUGGCGAAACCGGGGUUGCCGAACAAACGCAAACCAUCUGGCAGAGCCCUGAAAAAAUUCUGGACCAUGGGAGAUUUAGAUCAGUUUUAAAUAAGUGUUCAAUUUAUGAAAUGUUUGUUCAAUUUAAUGUUAUAAUGUACGCAAUAUGUUGUAAAAUGUGCUUCAACUAAUAAAAUUUAUUCAAAUUAA
Messenger RNA from Anthonomus grandis grandis, 1586 nucleotides. RefSeq lists its product as uncharacterized. The coding region runs from base 231 to 1487 and encodes 418 amino acids. The transcript is spliced from 8 exons. NCBI's taxonomy places the organism in Eukaryota, Metazoa, Arthropoda, Insecta, Coleoptera, Curculionidae. The record is from RefSeq and is a predicted model, not a curated record.